Molecule: messenger RNA, 1588 nt
Organism: Phacochoerus africanus (Common warthog)
Lineage: Eukaryota; Metazoa; Chordata; Mammalia; Artiodactyla; Suidae
Product: carbonic anhydrase 5B, mitochondrial
Exons: 8
Coding region: 323-1276 (317 amino acids)
Cellular component (GO): mitochondrion; cytoplasm
Molecular function (GO): carbonate dehydratase activity; zinc ion binding
Source: RefSeq, a predicted model, not a curated record
GCAUGGCCCCAGUAUAAAAGGCGGGCUUGUCAUCAGGCUGUGCUUCAUGUUGCAGUACUUGUCCCGGCACAGGGCUUGUGUGGAGCCGGCGAUAAAGAGAUCUGCCCCAGGCCUCCGUGGUGCCUUGCGGGGUGGUGAUAGGCACUACUGCUUUCAGUGGACACACCGCGAGACUGUGCGCCCCCUUGCUCAGCAUCGCUGGAAGUCACAUGCUUUUUUGUAUCUAGACUCUUUGGGAAGGACGGUGUGAAGAAAUAAAGUUCAAGUCAGUCUUUAGGUUCCUGCAAGGUGCUUGGGAGCUGAUCAAGACUUCAAGCUAAAGAUGGUGAUGCUGAGUCGCCUGAGGGUCAUUCUUCAAGCCUCUCCGUGCAGGGCACUGUGGAGAAGGUUCCAGAUUCCGAGGUCCAUGUCAGCGAGACCUUGCAGCCUCUACACCUGCACUUACAAAACCCGGAACCGAGACUUGCACCCUCUCUGGGAGAGCGCGGACCUGGUCCCGGCGGGCGAGCGCCAGUCGCCCAUCAACAUCCGCUGGAGGGACAGUGUCUAUGAUCCUGGCUUAAAACCGCUCACCAUCUCUUAUGACCCGACCACCUGCCUCCACGUCUGGAAUAACGGGUACUCGUUCCUCGUGGAAUUUGAAGAUUCUACAGACAAAUCAGUGAUCGAGGGGGGACCCCUGGAACACAACUACCGAUUAAAGCAGUUCCAUUUUCAUUGGGGGGCCAUCGAUGCCUGGGGCUCCGAGCAUACCGUGGACAGCAAAUGUUACCCAGCAGAGCUGCACUUGGUGCAUUGGAAUGCGGUCAAAUUUGAAAACUUUGAGGAUGCAGCACAGGAAGAAAAUGGUUUGGCUGUGAUAGGAGUAUUUUUAAAGCUAGGCAAACAUCAUAAAGAGCUACAGAAAUUGGUGGAUACUUUGCCAUCAAUUAAGCAUAAGGACACGCUUGUGGAAUUUGGGUCAUUCGACCCUUCCUGCCUGAUGCCCACCUGCCCAGAUUACUGGACCUAUUCGGGGUCCCUGACUACCCCACCACUCUCUGAGUCUGUCACCUGGAUCAUUAAGAAGCAGCCCAUAGAGGUUGCUCAUGAUCAGCUUGAGCAAUUUCGGACUCUGCUCUUCACUUCCAAGGGGGAGACGGAGAAGAAAAUGGUGGACAACUUCCGCCCCCUUCAGCCCCUGAUGAAUCGCACUGUCCGCUCAUCCUUCCAUCAUGACUAUGUGCUGAAUAUGCAAGCAAAACCCAAGCCGUCCACCAGCCAAGUGACCUCCUAAGACGACGUUAUCUAGGCGGUAUCUUGCUUAAAAACAUACUAGCGCUUUAAAAAUUAACUAGACUCUUCUAAAUGCUUGCAUUUAAUGAAUAUCAUAGAUGUGCCUUUCUUGGUACAACAGUGCACCUUAGUAUUUGAGGGAAGCUCUUUGGUAAACAAAUUUUUACUUUUAUUGAUAAUGAUGUUUAUCACUCAAGUACCAGCAAGAGACACAAGAUUCUCUUAUAGCAAUAUGCUGGUGAUUGUAAGUCUUUUUUUAUUUGUUUAUUAGGGCUGAACCUGCGGAAUAUGGAAGUUUCCAGGCUAAGGGUCA